AUGACAGGAUACAAAGAGCCCGUUGUGCCGAAUGGGUCGUCGUUCAAGCCGAUGAACAUACCAGGUCUCACGUUGGCGCAACCGAGGCAGAGUAAUGCGCCCAAGAAUGCGCCCAAAGGCCCCAAGAAGAAGAGUAAAGCGGCUGCAGACGCAAAAAUCCCCAAAGGCCCAAAAGCAAUGAUCCAGGCCCCUCCAGCUCAACGCCGUUCUUCAUCACCCCACAAGAUCCCAAGCAAAGCUUCUGGGGGUGUUCCUGACCCUACCCCCCAAUAUAUAGCACAAGCGAACCUCAGCCCCGAACGACUCCCUCAACCGCGCCGCAUUCUUAUUAUUAUGGACCUCAACGGUACUCUCCUCUAUCGGCCCAACAAGCGCCGGCCCUUCGACUUUGUCGAGCGACCUCAUGCAAAGACCUUCAUGAAAUACUGCCUCGACGCUUUCCAUGUUGCGAUAUGGUCCUCAGCCCGUCCUGAAAACGUCAACAAGAUGGUUGAACAGCUCCUCACACCUGAACAGCGUGAGCGGGUUCUUGUUGUUUGGGGUCGUGAUUCUUUUGGUCUAUCGGAGGGCGAUUAUAAUGCAAAGGUGCAAGUCUACAAACGCCUCACGACCGUAUGGACUAAUCCACGGGUGAGGGCUGCUCAUUCCCAGGCUCAUAAGGGAGGUCUUUGGAACCAGACCAACACUAUUUUGGUUGAUGACUCGUUAGAAAAGGGCCGGAGUGAACCAUUCAACACGCUUACACUUCCAGAGUUCUCCGGCCUGACUACGGAAAUGCCCAAUGUUUUGCCCCAGGUUCACGAUUACCUGAAUGAACUGGCCUACCAGGCGGAUAUCAGCCGCUUUGUAAGACAGUCACCUUUCAAGCUUGAUCCAGCUUAUGUAUUGCCAGAGCAUACAGCCUAG
Fusarium proliferatum ET1 is the source of this 906-nucleotide messenger RNA. RefSeq lists its product as uncharacterized. Gene Ontology annotation, molecular function: phosphoprotein phosphatase activity. The transcript is spliced from 2 exons. NCBI's taxonomy places the organism in Eukaryota, Fungi, Ascomycota, Sordariomycetes, Hypocreales, Nectriaceae. The record is from RefSeq and is a predicted model, not a curated record. Bases 1 to 906 code for a protein of 301 amino acids.